UUAUUCUCCUUUCUAGUCCGCCUUCCCCCUCCCCUCUCUCUCCUCCCUCUCUCUCCUCCCCAUCCCCCCAAUCUCUCCCUCCGCCGUCUCUCCCUCUCUCUCUAUCUCUCUAGCUCUCUCACUCCUCAACCUCCACCCCCCACCGUAAAUCCCAUACCCACAUCCAUCGCCAAUCUCCGAUAGAUCUAUCACCGUCCAUUCGAUUUGGUUUGGAUUGUCUUUGAGGUAUAUAUACACAGCUAAUCGGGACAAAAAUGGCCACUUCCUCGACCAGCGGCGUCUACGUCCACGUCAUCGAAGACGUCAUCAAUAAGGUCCGAGAGGAGUUCCUCAACAACGGCGGACCCGGCGAGUCCGUUCUCAACGAACUUCAAGGAAUAUGGGAAUUGAAGAUGAUGCAAGCUGGUGCUAUACUGGGACCGAUAGAGAGGUCGUUACAGAGGCCAACACCGGGAGGUCCUAUCACCCCUGUACAUGAUCUUAAUGUGCCCUAUGAAGGGACUGAGGAGUAUGAAACUCCCACAGCUGAGAUACUAUUUCCUCCAACACCUUUAGAAACUCCAAUGCGAACGCCUCUACCAGGAACUGCGCAAACGCCUCUCCCUGGAACUGCUCAAACGCCUCUACCGGGAACUGCAGAUAGCUCAAUGUACAACAUGUCUACGGCUGGCACCCCCAUCUCCCCCGGGGACUAUCCUUCUUUAAUUGAUUCUGGUGUACCUGAGAUGAAACCUGGGAGGCCUAGCCCAUACAUGCAACCACCCUCUGCUUGGAUGAAUCAAAGGCCCCCUCUUGAUGUUAAUGUUGCUUAUGUGGAAGGGCGGGAAGAGCUGGACAGGGGAACACCUCAUCAACCCACUAUGCAGGAUUUCUUCAUGAUGUCUUCUGGGAAGCGGAAACGCGAUGAAUUGGCUUCACAAUAUCGUGGUGGCAGUGGAUAUAUACCACAGCAGGAUGGAGCUGGAGAUGCCAUGUCAGAUGAUUUUCAGGGAAGCCAAGGGGGCAGUACUGGACAUGACAUUGUCGCUGCUGGGAACCAAUGGGUGUGGUCAUCUUCGAGGAUUUCUCAAUUGGAUGGGCCAAUUCCUGAUCCUUAUGAUGAUGUGCUUUCUACACCUAAUAUAUACAAUUAUCAAGGAGUUGUCAAUGAAGACUACAAUAUAGUGAACACACCAGCUCCAUAUGAUCAAGUAGCUACGCCUGCUGUCAUCUCUCAGAAUGAUAUUGGAGAUGACGAUGACGACGACGAACCCUUGAAUGAAAAUGAUGAUGAUGACUAUGAUGAUGUGGACCAGGGAGAGGAGCUAAACACGCAGCAUUUAGUUUUGGCUCAGUUUGACAAGGUUACCCGGACCAAGAGCAGGUGGAAAUGCACUCUGAAGGAUGGCAUUAUGCACAUAAACAACAAAGACAUUCUCUUUAAUAAGGCAACUGGAGAGUUUGAUUUCUGAUUUUGUAAGGAAAAAAUCUCAGUUGCUGUCGGAGAGCAAAUCUGGAGUUCCACCGGGUGUUUUGUUCUUUUACUUUUCGUUUUUGUAUCUUUUACCAUUAUUACUUAAGUGAGAUUGCAAGAAGAGAAUGAAAUGACCGGAGAGUUCGAGAGAGGAUCCGUGGUUGGCCAGUUGUACAUAAAGGGUGUGCCUUUUUUGGCACUAAAUGGAUCUCUACUAAGGGAGUUCUGGAACUUGAUUAUCUCUGAUGGAAUGUGUUUUUCCAUUUACUUGAAUACUUGGGGAAUUUUUCGUUAAUUUAUGAUGAAUUAUGUUGUUUUUAUA
Molecule: messenger RNA, 1775 nt
Organism: Rhododendron vialii
Lineage: Eukaryota; Viridiplantae; Streptophyta; Magnoliopsida; Ericales; Ericaceae
Product: transcription initiation factor IIA large subunit-like
Exons: 11
Coding region: 255-1451 (398 amino acids)
Biological process (GO): transcription by RNA polymerase II; transcription initiation at RNA polymerase II promoter
Cellular component (GO): transcription factor TFIIA complex
Source: RefSeq, a predicted model, not a curated record